Molecule: messenger RNA, 336 nt
Organism: Saxophila tyrrhenica
Lineage: Eukaryota; Fungi; Ascomycota; Dothideomycetes; Mycosphaerellales; Extremaceae
Exons: 1
Coding region: 1-336 (111 amino acids)
Source: RefSeq, a predicted model, not a curated record
AUGCCCGGCCUCCUCCUCAACGCCCUCAAAUUCCUUGCCGCCGACGACCCAGCGGACAAGAAAAAAUACGAGAAGAUGAAACAAGCCGAAGCCGCCAAACGCGUCGACGACGACCUCAAAGCCGCGAAGCGGAAGAGUCGAGAGUUGAAAGCAAAAUGGGAGCGAGAGGAUCGGGAGAAGGCUGAGCGGAAGGGUAGGGAGAGGGAAUUGGAGAGGGUGAGGGGGGAGUUGAGGGAGGAGAAGGAGAGGAGGGAGGAGGAGGGGAGGAGGGAGGAGGAGAGGGGUAGGGGGAGGAGGAGGAGGAGAGAGGAGGAAGCGAGGCAUGGGAGGCGGUAG